This is a messenger RNA of Cooperia oncophora, 888 nucleotides long. The record is from the annotation of a GenBank genome assembly. NCBI's taxonomy places the organism in Eukaryota, Metazoa, Nematoda, Chromadorea, Rhabditida, Trichostrongylidae.
AUGGUGGCACACAACACCCAAAGUGGUGGAGGAACAUUCGAUCCCAAUUACCAAACCCUUGCCGGAAUCGGAGGGGAUGUUUUCGGUGCGGAUAAGAAAGGAGCAGGCGGAGGAGGUGGCGGCGGUGGAGGCGGUGGUGGUGCACCUCCUGCGCCCAAAGCCGGCGCCGGAGGAAUGGCAGGAACAUUUGAUCCCAACUAUCAAACUCUUGCUGGAGUCGGUGGCGAUGUCUUUGGUGCGGAUAAGAAGGCAGCUGGUGGUGGUGGGGGUGGAGGAGGAGGCGGAGGCAAGCCUGUGGCUCCUGCAAAUCAGGGUGCAAAAGCGGGUACUUUCGAUCCGAACUAUCAAACGUUGGCUGGUAUUGGUGGUGAUGUGUUUGGAGCAGACAAGAAAGCCGCUGGUGGUGGGGGUGGAGGAGGCGGCAAAGGCGGCGGAGGCGGCGGAGGCAAGCCUGUGGCUCCUGCAAACCAGGGUGCAAAAGCGGGUACUUUCGAUCCGAACUAUCAAACGUUGGCUGGUAUUGGUGGUGAUGUGUUUGGAGCAGACAAGAAAGCCGCUGGAGGCGGUGGAGGCGGCGGCGGUGGAGGCAAGCCCGUAGCUCCUGCGAACCAGGUGGCCGCCAAAGCCGGUACAUUUGACCCGAAUUAUCAGACAUUGGCCGGAAUCGGUGGCGAUGUGUUUGGUGCAGACAAGAAAGCAGGAGGUGGAGGAGAGUCGGCGGUAAGCCUGCACCACCAAAACCACCAGCAAACCUGGGUGCUAAAGCAGGCACGUUUGAUCCAAACUAUCAGACUCUCGCUGGAAUUGGAGGCAACGAAGUGUUUGGUGCCGACAAGAAGAGAUGAUCUCGCUAAUUUCCCAAAUUUUUUGGAAAUAAAAUUAAUUUGA